Messenger RNA from Opisthorchis viverrini, 1134 nucleotides. RefSeq lists its product as hypothetical. The record is from RefSeq and is a predicted model, not a curated record. The transcript has 4 exons. NCBI's taxonomy places the organism in Eukaryota, Metazoa, Platyhelminthes, Trematoda, Opisthorchiida, Opisthorchiidae. Bases 1 to 1023 code for a protein of 340 amino acids. Gene Ontology annotation, molecular function: translation initiation factor activity; protein binding; metallopeptidase activity. Gene Ontology annotation, cellular component: cytoplasm; eukaryotic 43S preinitiation complex; eukaryotic translation initiation factor 3 complex.
AUGUCACGAGUCCGGGUUGACUGUGUGCAAGUUGAAGGCCUCGUACUGCUUAAAAUGAUAAAGCAGUAUCAGGAAGAGGCCCUCGCUAGUCAGAAUUGUGUCAACGGAACGUUAUUGGGUCUCUGUAACGGGAAUGUCUUGGAAGUUACCAAUUGUUUCUUGCUCCCCAAGACUCAGGAUGACGAUCCCGCAGCCAACGAAGCUCUACUUAAUUUUGAAGUGAACAUGAUAAAAAACCUCAGACAGCUUAACAUUGAUUACUUGAAUGUGGGCUUCUACCAAAGCGGACCCGGAGGAAUAUCCAUCAACAGGGCCAACAUUGACAAUAUUUACCAGUGCCAGAGCAAUCUGCCGGAAGCAAUCCUGCUAACCUACGAUCCAACAAGAACAACAAGAGGUCAUAUUGGCCUCAAGGCUUAUCGUCUAGCGUCAGAUAUAUUGAACGCCAGGUCCGAUGCCGAGCGGCGUCUACGGGUUUCGUAUACUCCGAAGGAAGCAGCUUCUUUACUGGGUCGGAACAACUUCACCCGCCUGUUGGAUGAAAUUCCCGUCGUUCUGCACAACUCUCAUUUGGUCAAUAUCGUGUUAUCUGAUCUUGUUAGUGAUCAAGAUUUAUCCCGAACCACUAUGUCGAGCAACUCUUCAAUUCUAGACCUGGCACCUCCUGUUCCAGCUGAUCACUCAGGACGAUACUCGGCUUUGAAUCUUAGCAUGGCUUCCACUUUGGAACAACAGCUCCGCUCUUUGCUUAUCGGACUUGAUACAGUCCACGACUAUCAGUACCUGUAUCAGCGAAGCCUGGCGAAAUCUCAGAGUUCUGGGAUAGGAAAGUCUUCACAAGAAGCCCGUAAUCGUGAACUCGCCCCAAUUCGCUUGGACACUUCUUUGGUCUCUGCACAACUGGACUUCUACUGCACUAGCUUGUCACAAAUGGCCGGACAAACAAUGGGUAAACUAAUGAUGACACAAGCUCUACAAUCCACUCAACAACCUGUCGGAGGAACGAAAUCACAUAAAAACUAACUUCACUUGAUUUGAAAUUCUAUUGUUGUAUGAGUUUUGUGAUUAAAUGGUGAAGUCAGUGUGCUGUCUGCUUAACGGUUUUGGGUGUGGUAAUUGAGUGGUCGUGCUGGC